UGGCGCUCUGCUGCAGCUCUCUCCUCUCUCCUAAACCAAACGUCGAGCUGCAUCGGGAGCCUGCAGAGCAGCGAGCAGGACGGGGGCUCUCUUUCUCGGGCAGCAUGUUCAGUAACAAGCCACAACUUCCAACACAGCUACAAAAUAAAGCCUGAGAGCAAACCCUUUCCAACAGCAGAGAAUAAAAAACGACAAAGGAGGAAAUCAGCCGGGGCUGCAGGAGGAGACGACCGGACACAAGGAGAGAUGACCGAGCGACACUUGUGAGGAUGAGAGUCUGUACCAUGCCUGCCUGCUCUGCCUCUCUGCUCUGCCUGCUCCUCCUGCUGCUGUGGGGGCUGCUGGGAGGUUUGGUGCUGUCCAUCUGCCCUGCUGUGUGCAUCUGCAGCCGGGGACACCGUGUGGUGGACUGCUCCUCUAGAGGCCUAACCAAGCUGCCACCUGGUCUGCAGCAUAACAUCCGCUUCCUCAACCUCUCUUUCAACAGCCUACAAGAUCUGGACAGCGAGCUGAGCCACUAUGUCCAUCUGCGAACCCUGGACCUGUCCUACAACCGCCUGGAGAGCUUGCCCCCCUCCUUACCCAAGUCUUUGUGGGACAUCAGAGCAGCAGGAAACCAUUUACGCUCUCUGGACAAAAAUGACACAGCAUACCACUGGAACCUGAAAGUGUUGGACCUGUCGGACAACGAGCUGGAGAGGGUCGUCUUCAUCAACAACACGCUGCCGACCCUCCAAACUCUCAAUCUCAGUCACAACCGGUUCUGGACUGUGCCCACCAACAUGCCGCACAACCUGGAGAGCAUCGAUUUGUCCCACAACUUUCUGACACAGAUCUUGCCUGGAUCUUUGGAUCGACUGCCGAGGCUGUCUCAGUUCUAUCUGCAUGCAAACCGCUUUUCCUGGCUGUCUGAAGCGAUCUUUGAUAAGCUGACGGGGCUACAGGUGAUGACCCUUGGGGAUAACCCCUGGGCUUGUGAAGAAGAAGAAAACAUAACGAGGCUCCUGAGAUGGGCCGAGCAGACUCGUGCAACCAUCUUAGGCUGCCCUUGUUACACCAGACCAAUCUGUGGGCAAACCCAUGUGGCUACUCCGGGGAGGGAGUGGCACUCUGCGCUGUUCACAGAGCCCCCGCUCUGGGUGGACAGCAGAGGUGAAGGGCAUGAUAGUCAAUCACCUGCAAGGACUGCAGAGGUGACAUCGAGUUACCAGGCGAAGUCUGCGCUCUUCGAGACUGGAAUAUUUCAGGGCACGGGAGGGGUGAGUGAUUCCAGUGACCACAUGAUGUUUGUCUGGACGCCUUCCACCAGUUUGGACAGUCUGUCUACACGUACAAGCACAACAGCCCGACCACGGUCUUCAACGAAAAAGCCCAAAGUAGAGAACUCACGGAAUAAAGGAUCCGCAGUUCUCCUCCAGACUCAAACGGUCAUCCUGACUGUAUUUGUCUUGUUUAACACCUUCUGACUGAUAACAGAACGUACCUGAUUAUUGUUGACAAUGAAUGCAAGUCCACCUAGCAUCUCCAUGACUGUUACUGCCUUAUGUCGUCAUCAAGUUUCUCAAAUCUCUCAGAGUCCCUCACACUUUAUAAACCUGCAAGACUUCUCAAAUAUCUGAAUAUAUGGUUCAACUCUCAGUCAAAUGCCUGCACAGUGACAGACCGCUUUGCUCCAUGCUUUCUGAUAGUAAUAGUAAUGCUUGUGCUACAAGUCGUCCUGCUAGGACUGAAAAUAUGCAUUACAUUCCAAAGCCCGUUAGGAAAAGAACCAAUAAAGGGCUAGUUCAAUGGAAAAAAAGAACUCUAAUGAUUAGCUGUAUGUGUUGUUGUCUGCAGUUGAAAUGUACUGUAACUGAGUGUAACAGUUCAACGUGUUGAGUUUAGUUAGCAGCAAACUAAUCAGAGAAAUCAAAGCACAACAAAGUGGAGAAACUGAAGAGCAGAGUGAAGUCAAACUUAAGGAACGGUUUUAUACGUCUCAAAGAGGUGAAUGUCCAUCACAACAACAACCUUUCAUUUGUCAGUUAUAUUAAGGACGUUUUCUAAUCAUAAUAUUGGUGCUGGUCUCUUUAACUGUUAGACAAUUAACUAAACAAACUGGUAUUCAGUCUACCUUAAAAAAGAGGACAGAAGAAGAAGAGCUCUGUCCAGAGAGAGGAGCGUUUCUAAGUCCUACCUUUGUUAGUGUGAAGAAAAAAGAAACUUCCCUUCAAACCAACCAGAUUCAUUCAUUUAGUUUACCAAGUCAAGACAAAGUUAGUCCUGAAUAUCUGGACUGAGACAUGUGAAGGCGGCCGAGGGUCAGAGGUCAGGCUACAGUCUUUUAAUUUGAUGUAUACGAGGGGUUAAAGCGGAGCAGACGUGUGUGAGCUUCAAUAAGAAUAAAGGUGAAUCACACAGAU
This is a messenger RNA of Labrus bergylta (ballan wrasse), 2402 nucleotides long. RefSeq names its product oligodendrocyte myelin glycoprotein b (gene omgb). Gene Ontology annotation, molecular function: protein binding. Gene Ontology annotation, biological process: neuron projection regeneration. NCBI's taxonomy places the organism in Eukaryota, Metazoa, Chordata, Actinopteri, Labriformes, Labridae. The record is from RefSeq and is a predicted model, not a curated record.